This is a messenger RNA of Dothidotthia symphoricarpi CBS 119687, 2334 nucleotides long. Its product is annotated as FAD/NAD(P)-binding domain-containing protein. Bases 1 to 2178 code for a protein of 725 amino acids. NCBI's taxonomy places the organism in Eukaryota, Fungi, Ascomycota, Dothideomycetes, Pleosporales, Dothidotthiaceae. The record is from RefSeq and is a predicted model, not a curated record. The transcript is spliced from 4 exons. Gene Ontology annotation, molecular function: FAD binding.
AUGGCAGACUUCGAGAAACAUCAUGACUUCAAGGUAGUCAUAGUUGGAGGAUCCAUUUCAGGCCUGGUUCUUGCCCACAGCUUGCACCAGGCCGGGAUCGACUACAUCGUUCUUGAAGGUCACGACUGCAUCGACCCACAGGUUGGCGCUUCCAUCGGACUUUUCUCAAACGGCUCCCGGAUCCUCGAUCAGCUGGGUGUCUACAAAAGCAUUCUGGACUAUCCGGUAGCAUUUCUCGAGCGGCGGCAGGUUCUCCACAUGCUCCAUCACCAUGCCCCGGACCAGAGCAAGAUUCUCACUGGCAAAAAGGUCGUCUCUGUUCGCACCUUGACGGAUGGUGUUGAAGUGCAGUGUAAAGAUGGUUCCAAAUUCACUGGAGAUAUAGUGGCGGGAGCCGACGGUGUGCACAGUCGAAUCCGCCGUGAGAUGUGGCGCCAUGCUAAAAGCAACGGUGCCCUCAAGCACCUAAAAGACGAUGAACAAGCUAUGUUCGCCGAUUACAGGUGUCUUUAUGGCAUGUCUUCCCCAGUGCCAGGCUUGCGGGAGACGAGCAAUUACCGUACCUUCAACAAAGACUGGUCCUUUCUGGUGAUUGUCGGGAAGGACAAGUGCUGCUUCUGGUUUGUAUUUGAGAAGCUAAAUGGAACACAUAGACUGCCGAAUUUGCCAAAAUACACAGAAUCUGACCAGGCCGAGUUCGUGAAGCCAUUUCUGAAACGCCAUGUCUCCCAGGACGUGGCUUUUGAAGCUCUCUGGCAUCGAAAAACAGCAGCCACUUUGGCGGUAUUGGAGGAGGCCCAAUAUCAUCAUUGGACGUAUGGGCGGUUUGUCUGCCUGGGCGAUUCUAUACACAAGAUGACACCGAACAUUGGCCAGGGUGGUAAUUGGGCCAUCGAGAGCGCCGCCGCUCUGACCAACAAGCUGCACUCAAUGAUGAGGACAACACGACGACCAUCGAUCGGGCAGGUCUGUGCCACGCUGAGCGACUACGAGCAGAGCCGGCAAGUUCGCACCAGGGAGGUGUGCACAACGGCCGGCUUUGCCACUCGUCUUGAAGCAUUUGACAAGUUCUGGCACAAAGCAAUGGCGUUGUAUGUUGUGCCAUGGGCAGGCGACAUGCUCGUCGAUGUUCAUUGCCAGUCAGUCGCGGAAGCACCCACAUUGGAUUUCCUCCCACCGCCGGAGCGGUCGCUGAGACAGGACACCAUCUUCCAGGCAGUACAGUUUGACCGACAAGGGCCUCAUGUUGCGUGGCGAGUCCUGCGUGCCAUCCCACUUCUGGCUCUCUGUUUUGCGGCUCCUCAUGCUUUGGAGCCUGCAGGAUCUGCCCUGCCGGCCAAUCAAGACGCCGAGGCAGUGCAACUAGCUAUGCUCUCGUAUCUGGGUGACUUCUUCCCGCUCCAAGUCAUCGCCGUGGUAGAGACUGCCCGCCGAGGCAACAGCAUGGGAAUUGCUGCUCUUUGGCCUCUAUUUGGACUCGCGGGGUGCUGGGGAAGCACAGGGUACGCCUUUCCAGUGUACUUCUUCCUCCAGUACAUUUCAUCCCCGCCGAGUCGGUACGCCGCCCCUGACAACCGCCUCGUGCCCACACAUUACGCCAGAUCCGCUGUCGCGGCGACCGGAAUGGGCUACUUUCUCCUCGUAGCCUAUGGCGUGGCAUCCCAGCAGAACUAUGCUGUGUAUGCCCACUGGUAUUUACUACCUGCCUGCACGGCUGUCUUCCACUAUCUGUUCGCCUCGUUUCUCACCAACACUACCUCCACCGACCGGGUUCGAAAUCCUCGUGCUGAUAUGAGGUACCUGCUUGUAUCCUAUGCCAUUAGUGGCAUCUUCAGUGGCAUAACAUAUGUCUACUCCUCGACCUUGUCACCGUGGGGCCUACGCAACAUUCUGUUCAUCGUAGGUCGGCUACGGCAAGGACCCUCCAACUUGCUUCUGGAAGCGAUCAGGCCGGAGAAACUCAUUCAACGUCAUCAUUUACUUGUGCUAGGGAGCGGGCUUUUCUGGGCCCUUCUCCAUUUGUGGGACCUGAAAAGUACUGGACGACUCAAGGCAGGUUGGUUUAAGGUUCUUGGGGCACUCGGCGGCAUGCUUGUGAUGUUUGGACCUGGCACUGCAUUGGUCUUGGGAUGGGCAUGGAGAGAGGCAGUGUUGGCUCGAAAGACUGGGCCUCAUUGAAGAGGUCAACGACGAGAGGUCGGAGGCAGUCAUCAAUGCUGGCGCAUAAACAGUAUGAAAGCACGGUAGAAUAUCAGGUACUUGAACAAGAAUGGAAGGAAUUCACGACGUUCUUUCUCCGGGGCCGCUCGCAGGGUCUAGAUGCUCUACAAUAAU